Molecule: messenger RNA, 609 nt
Organism: Sinocyclocheilus anshuiensis
Lineage: Eukaryota; Metazoa; Chordata; Actinopteri; Cypriniformes; Cyprinidae
Product: insulin-like growth factor-binding protein 5
Exons: 4
Coding region: 1-609 (202 amino acids)
Biological process (GO): regulation of insulin-like growth factor receptor signaling pathway
Cellular component (GO): extracellular region
Molecular function (GO): insulin-like growth factor I binding; fibronectin binding; insulin-like growth factor II binding
Source: RefSeq, a predicted model, not a curated record
AUGGUUGCUUUUCAUUAUUUACUAACACUUAUGGUUACCAUUCAACUUAGCUUAUAUGGCUCUAACUCCCUUGUAUUAGGCUUAAAGCAUAUCUGUACAUUGUGUAAUGGGCCCUCAGGGGAACCCAAGGGCCACAGAGGUGAACGUUUAUCAGGGGAGGAGAUCACAUCCGUGUUGGCAUUAGGUGAACCCUGUGGGGUUUACACUCUACCGUGUUCUCAGGGUCUUCGGUGUUUCCCUCCUCUUGGAGAGCAAAGUCCCCUUCAGGCACUGCUUCAGGGACGAGGGGUCUGCAAAAACAUCAAAAGUACCAUUACUGACAUCCAUCCACCUACAGACUAUCAUCCAUCAACCAAUGAAAACAAUUUUGAAAAGGGUCCUUGUCGCAAACUGCUAAACACAGUCCUCCAAAGUAUAGAGCUCACAAUUAUUCAUUCAAUUCCGGACACCUACAUCCCCAACUGUGACAGACAAGGGUUCUUCAGGAGGAAACAGUGUCGGUCAUCAAGAGGAAUGCAAAGAGGCCACUGCUGGUGUGUUGAUGAGAAAGGAUCAAAAAUGUCAUCCCGUAAAAGGAGUGAUGGAACUAUCUCAUGUAACAGUGCCUGA